Punctularia strigosozonata HHB-11173 SS5 is the source of this 1847-nucleotide messenger RNA. Its product is annotated as putative rRNA pseudouridine synthase. NCBI's taxonomy places the organism in Eukaryota, Fungi, Basidiomycota, Agaricomycetes, Corticiales, Punctulariaceae. The transcript has 5 exons. The record is from RefSeq and is a predicted model, not a curated record. Gene Ontology annotation, biological process: mRNA pseudouridine synthesis; snRNA pseudouridine synthesis; rRNA pseudouridine synthesis. Gene Ontology annotation, cellular component: box H/ACA snoRNP complex. The coding region runs from base 1 to 1605 and encodes 534 amino acids. Gene Ontology annotation, molecular function: RNA binding; pseudouridine synthase activity.
AUGGCGCCUCCGGCAAACCUCACCAAGGAGCAGGUCGCCUCCGUCCAGCUAGAUGGCGACUUUGCCCUCAAGCCGGAGAAGUCUGAGCCAAAGCUCGACACAUCUCAAUGGCCCCUUCUGUUAAAAAACUACGACAAACUGCUUGUCCGUUCCGCGCAUUUCACCCCCAUUCCCUCCGGUUGCCCUCCUUUGAAAAGGGACAUCACGUCCUACAUCAAGUCCGGCGUCAUCAACUUGGACAAACCCUCCAACCCCUCGUCGCAUGAAGUCGUUGCUUGGCUUCGGCGAAUCCUGCGCGUGGAGAAAACUGGCCACAGUGGCACUCUUGACCCGAAGGUCACCGGGUGCCUGAUCGUCUGUAUCGACCGCGCGACUCGAUUGGUCAAGUCACAACAGGGAGCCGGCAAGGAAUACGUGGCCGUCCUUCGCCUGCACGACGGUCUUUCGGACCCGGCAACUCUUCCCCGCGCCCUUCAGACUCUUACCGGCGCUCUCUUCCAACGUCCGCCCCUCAUAUCCGCUGUGAAACGCCAACUUCGUAUCCGAACUAUAUACGAGUCUAAACUGCUCGAAUUCGAUGAACAGCGCAAUUUGGCCGUAUUCUGGGUGUCGUGCGAGGCGGGAACCUACAUACGGACGCUCUGCGUGCACUUGGGUCUGAUCCUCGGUGUCGGCGGACACAUGCAAGAGCUGCGUCGUGUCCGCAGUGGUGCAUUAUCAGAAAACGACGACAUAGUCACUAUGCAUGAUGUUAUGGACGCGCAAUGGAUGUACGACAACACUCGUGAUGAAUCGUAUCUUCGGCGUGUGAUCCGCCCCCUCGAAUGCCUACUUGUGGGUUAUAAGCGGAUCGUGGUCAAAGAUAGCGCAGUGAAUGCUGUUUGCUACGGAGCGAAGCUUAUGAUACCCGGUCUCCUACGCUAUGAAGCCGACAUCUCGGUCCACGAGGAGGUUGUUCUUAUGACCACCAAAGGCGAGGCAAUCGCUCUCGCUAUCGCCCAGAUGUCGACUGUUGAACUCGCGACCUGCGACCACGGCGUCGUGGCUAAAGUCAAACGCUGCAUUAUGGAGAGGGACACCUACCCGCGCCGCUGGGGCCUUGGCCCUGUGGCUGCCCAGAAAAAGAAAAUGGUAAAGGAUGGCAAGCUCAGCAAGUUCGGCGAGAAAAUCGAGGGCGUCACUCCAGCCGAGUGGAGCAAGGAUUAUGUCGAUUAUAACCGCGAGCAGCCCGCUGCAGGGCCAUCAACGACGGUGCCUACUGGCGCCGCCAUCGAGGUUCCACCAGCUCCUACGGUCCCCGCUGCUGAUACUACCUCCGAAGCUGCGUUGUCGAAGGAAGAGAAGAAGGAGAAGAAGCGCAAGCGCAAGUCGGAGUUGCCUGAGAUUGAUCCCGACGUAUCCAUGGCGGUGUCUGAACCGGCUAACGGUGAGGACGACGAAGCGAAAGCAGAAAGGAAACGGAAGAAGAAGGAGGAAAAGGAGAAGAAGAAAGCUGCAGGUGAGGCAGCAGCGGACGAGGAUGGGGAUGAAGCGGCAAAACGGGAGAAGAAGCGUCUGAAAAGGGAAGCAAAGAAGGCGAGGGAGUCCAUGGGCGGCGAGUCAUGAUGCUUGUUCGUUUUAUGAGGAUUUAGUGUGCCGUUUGUUGUUGUCUUCAGUAAUGCUCUUCCAUAUGUGCUUUUGCAUGACAACGUAAACCCCUGCAAUAUGCAAUGCAACCCAAAGUCAUAGGGUAAUCCAAAUACUCUCACUGAAGGGCGCAAGGCACACCGAACGUUGUUGACAACUGCGCGAAACAACAUUCCACUCCAUCCCGGUCAUGAAGUAUGGUUGGUAUUAGUAAAGUACGG